AGCUUGCUCUGCUCCGCUUCCCCAGUUAUGGCGGCGGCGGCGGCGGCGGCGGUGGCGGCACCGGCACCUCCUGCUGCUGCUGCUGCUGCUGCUGCUGCUGCUGCAAUUGUUGUUGUUGUUGCGGGGAGGGAGAAGGCAGAGGGGGGAGGGGACGUCCCCUCCCCCCCGCUGCCGCCACCCCCCCGCGGCCAGAGAGCAGAUGAUAUUUUAGAUGAGAUGACAAGAAAAGAACUUUGCACAGACACUUACUGUAAAGUGUGUGGGGCUGUACUGCAGUUUGAAUCUCAACGAAUAGCACACUAUGAGGGCAAAAGACAUGCACAAAAAGUACGACUCUAUUUACAAAUGCAUAAUGAACAAAAGGACAAGCUGCAUUUGAAUUUCCAGGAGAAUCCAAAUAUGGACAAAAAUAUGUAUUGCAGACUUUGCAACAUGGUCUUCACAUCUCCAGUUGUUGCUCAAUCACACUAUUUGGGAAAGAUUCAUGCCAAAAAACUGAAGCAGUUAUCAGAUCAGACUCCGCCCAUACAGAAUGUGCAGUCAGAACAUGAUUCCUCUGCAACUCCAAUUCUGCCAGAGGCAUCUCUUGAAAAGAACUUGCAACAGGAUGUUAAUUCUGAGGACUUAUAUUUAUCUAGUAGAACUGCUUUGGAUUUAGAUGAUCCAGAUAAAUAUUGCAAACUCUGUUCCGCACCUUUCAACAACUCGUUUAUGGCCCAUCAACACUAUGUAGGAAAAAAGCACAAAAGAAAUGAAUUACGUAAGAAAUUGGUGGCUGAGAUUGGAACUCAGGCUAUACCUCUGGAGUCCAAAACCAAUGCACUUGGCGUGGGCAACUAUGUAUGUACAACAUGCAAUAUCAGCCUCACAUCCAUAGAGAUGUACCAGUCACACAUGCAAGGAAAUAAGCAUCAGAUUAAAGAAAAUAUGAUUGCCACUUCUCUGAUGAAGAAUUCCAAUAAUACAAACAGUUCAUUCCAAGAUGAAUUGGCAGAUUACAUCAAAGUACAAAAAGCAAGAGGACUGGAACCAAACAUUAAUUUUAGAAAGGCCGAACAAAAAAUGUGUGAAGCCAUUAAUGGUCAUGAGGAGACCUUUGCAUCUGACCAAGGUUUUCUUUCAAGAAAUGUUUACGAACCAAGUCAGCAUUCCACUUUUUUUCCAGAAAUGGACACAGGUUCAUAUUCUGUUGGAAGCAGAGUGGCACACCCACCAGUGCAAAAAUACCCAGUAAAACUAGAAAAUGUAUGUACAUACAACACAGACACUGAUUCUCAAAAGCAAGUGCCUCGGUUAACUAUCUACAGAAAUGACAACUACAAACCACUAUCAGCCAAAUCUACGGACAGCUACAAGUCUUUGUUUUCAAAUAGCUCUAGUACUGACAAGGGAAGCCGUAAGCUGCCAAAGAAAUCAAGAGCCAAAAAAGAACGGCCACAAGAGGGAGAAGGAGAUCGUUCAACUCUUAAAAGAGCAGGAGACAAUCAAGAUACAGAGUUAGAAAAAGAUGGUAAGAAGAAAAAGAAAAAAAGUCAUAUAGCUGGGUCAAAAUCAAAGCACGGUAAAGUAAAGGGAAGUAAAGAUCGUUCUUCUGAAAAGAAAAGCAAAAGACACAAGAAGGAGAAAAAGAAACAUGAAACCAGUGCAGUUACAGAAGAGGACAUGCUGUGGAAUGAAUCGGUCUUAGGAUUUUAAUUAACUGUUAAUUGUUGCUUGAAGUUUGACACAGGUUUUUUUUUAGGUUUUAUUUACUGGCUACUUUUUGCUACUUCAGAAAUAAUGAGUGAAGGAGAUUAAAAUCAUUAGAGAAGAAAUUGAAGAAAUUCUCCAAUAUGAUUUCGAGUAUCCUUUAUAUUCAAAAAUGCUUCUACCCAAAACAGGAUUGAAUAUAUUAUUAAAUAUUAUUAAAUAUUCUUCCAACAUUUCAUAUUUGAUACAGAAGCAUAUAACUUCGUAAGUUCCAUUAAGUACGUAUUGUUCUAAACUUUAACAGAGAAUAUAAAAAUAUGAGACGGGGCUGGAUUCUACCCCAAAGUAGAUAUUUUUUUCUUCCUGCAGAUAAUAAAGAAAAAAAAAGCAUAUAAGAGAUAAUUUGUGUAAUGUUUUCCCUCCAUAUUAGUCAAACCCUUUUUUGAGAGCACAUUGGUGGAAUGCUCCUAUUUUAGCUUAAUUCUAGGCAAAUUAGGUUAACCAUUGUGACAGGCUUUAUUUAACAGUAAAAUGAAUAUAUAAUUCCCAAUAGUUUUUCUGAAAUGUUUUGGCAUUCAAGGAUUUUUAAAUGUAGUUAU
Messenger RNA from Pseudonaja textilis, 2288 nucleotides. RefSeq names its product lysine rich coiled-coil 1 (gene KRCC1). The record is from RefSeq and is a predicted model, not a curated record. NCBI's taxonomy places the organism in Eukaryota, Metazoa, Chordata, Lepidosauria, Squamata, Elapidae. Gene Ontology annotation, molecular function: zinc ion binding; nucleic acid binding.